This is a messenger RNA of Fusarium fujikuroi IMI 58289, 1677 nucleotides long. Its product is annotated as related to O-methylsterigmatocystin oxidoreductase. Gene Ontology annotation, molecular function: iron ion binding; oxidoreductase activity, acting on paired donors, with incorporation or reduction of molecular oxygen; monooxygenase activity. Bases 1 to 1677 code for a protein of 558 amino acids. The record is from RefSeq and is a predicted model, not a curated record. The transcript is spliced from 2 exons. Lineage: Eukaryota; Fungi; Ascomycota; Sordariomycetes; Hypocreales; Nectriaceae.
AUGGCAGGCGUUUUGUCUCUCAUUUUGUCCCCAAGCUUUAUCGUCUAUAGCUCAUUUGCGUUUGCUCUCUUCAAUACAUUGCUCUUUAUCCGCACCACCCUUCGUCCCAAGACCUUCCCCCCAGGUCCAAAGGGAGUUCCAGGCCUAGGAAAUCUGUUACAGAUCGACAAAAGCUUUCCAUUCCGAACAUACAGUACUUGGUCUAAAGACGUCGGAGAAGACACACCCUUGGGAGUCAAAAAGGCUGCCAGUAAUGUCGUGGUCUUAAACAGUGGCCGCCUGGUCCGUGAACUAUUUGAGAAACGAGGCGCCGUAUACAGCGAUCGGCCGUGGCAAUACAUCAAUAAUGAUUGGAUCUUGGGCGAUGACCUGAGAAUUGCUCUCUUUGCCAACAACAGCUCUUGGCUCACCCGCUGGCGGAGAGAGUUUUCGCACAUCUUCGAUGUCGCAGCCAUCACACGGUUCCGCCCUGUCUACGAGGCAGAAACAGCUCGUCUACUUGUUAAGCUGCUCGAGUCUCCCAACGCGCGAAGACGAGACCUUGAAGACAUUCUCGUAUGUUGGAUUGUGAGCGUGCCAUGCCUAGGAUUAUGCGGCCGGCGCCCCGACGAUCUGGGAGACCAUGAUUUCAAUGUCAAGCAGUUCAGACGUGAUCAAGAACAAUACCUCAGUCUACUUACUCCAGGCGCGGGUGAUGUUUUCCCACUCCUUCGCUAUCUCCCCGAGAUUUUUGGUCUGGCCGCAUGGAAGAAAAAGGCUCGAUACGUCAGGCAGCAACUUCUACUGGCAGGAACAUCUUUUCUCAGUGCUGCUAAAGAACAGCGCGCGGCUCUGGACGAAGGCCAGUCGAUUGAGUGGGAAAGCCUCCUGGCUAAGAUUUUGAGGGAACAGCGUGGCGCAAAGGAACCCAUGUUCACAGAAAAGGACAUGGGCAUGACUGGAGUCCAGAUCCUAUCAGCUGCUAUGAAUACUUCACUUGCAGUUUUUUCGAUCGGGCUGAUGAUCUUUGCAAAGUAUCCUGCGCUCCAGCAACGCGCGAGAAGUGAGGUCAUUGAGGUAUUGGGAGAUGCGCCCCCAAAGGCAACGGAUCUAACCAAGCUGAAAUACCUAGAGGCAUUCUAUAACGAGAUUCACCGCUGGCGCCCGGUCGCUCCUCAAGCAGCUGCCCACUCUCCCUCACAGGAUAAUAUCUUUGAAGGCUAUCAUAUCCCCAAGGGUACUUCAGUCAUUGCCAAUGUUUGGCACAUUCACCACUCAGAGCAGGACUAUGAUGACCCUGAUGAGUUCAUCCCAGAACGCUUCCUCCAUCACCCAUAUGGGAUGAAGCUAGAUGAGGCGCAUAACCCAGCACGUCUCCAAGGCUCAGGCCCGCGACUCACCCACGCUUUUGGGGCUGGUCGUAGAAUUUGCCCAGGCAUGGACUCGGCGAGGCAGAGCUUGAUGCUUGGUCUGGCAAAGGUCCUUUGGGCUUUUGAGAUUAUGCCAGCUCCAGGCAAAGAAAUUGACCUCAACAUGGAGACCGGAUUCAUUUCUGACUUAGCCUUGAGGCCCAAGGACUUCGAUGUCGUCCUGAAACUUAGAGAUGGAAGGACCAAGGGAGAUAUUCUAGACCACUAUUCUCAAGCAUACGAAGCACAGGCAGCAGUCAUGGGGUGGGAAAAUGGUCUGUACAGGUAG